GCGCUCGCGCGCGUGCCGUCCGCGCAGCUGCUGAGCCGCACGAACAGCGGCUUCUCGUCGAGCGGCAAGCUCCCGGCCCUCCCCGCGGGCCGCGACGAGCAGGAGUGGGGCGCGCCGGAGGUGCUCUUCGGCGCGAUCUGUUUCUGGCUGCUGGGCGGCAAAGUCGACGCGACGUCCUACGUCACGGCCUACAUCCAGGAUUCGGGCAUCGUCGCCGACGUGCUCGCGCCCUACGCCGUGCUCACGCUCUGGCUGAGCUUGAUCGCGGGGCGGCUCAUCGGUCUGAAGGGGCAGAUGACGCUCAUCGACAUGCGGUCCGCGACGGGGGCCAAACGGGUCGCGCGGCACCUGGCGCUCUGGCUCUGCAUGGGCACGCUGGGCGUGCUGUUCGUCGCCGCCGCGCACACGUCCAAGGUGAACUUCUGGAUCGGGCUCGCGGUCUACGGCUUCGGCAACGGGCCGUCGAUCGGCUACUGCUACGACCAGCGUCCUGUGGCCGUGGCGGCUACGAUUUGGUGA
Messenger RNA from Aureococcus anophagefferens, 519 nucleotides. RefSeq lists its product as hypothetical. NCBI's taxonomy places the organism in Eukaryota, Pelagophyceae, Pelagomonadales, Pelagomonadaceae. The annotation marks the transcript as partial. The record is from RefSeq and is a predicted model, not a curated record. The transcript has 2 exons.